Messenger RNA from Sceloporus undulatus (fence lizard), 14441 nucleotides. It is a transcript of the gene DNHD1, whose product is annotated as dynein heavy chain domain 1. Gene Ontology annotation, biological process: microtubule-based movement. Gene Ontology annotation, cellular component: dynein complex. Lineage: Eukaryota; Metazoa; Chordata; Lepidosauria; Squamata; Phrynosomatidae. Gene Ontology annotation, molecular function: dynein intermediate chain binding; minus-end-directed microtubule motor activity; ATP binding. The record is from RefSeq and is a predicted model, not a curated record.
CCAUGGAGCCGCCUCAGCAGCAGCCCGGCCCUCGCCCUGGCGCCGCUGCUGCCCAAGCGGCAGGGGUCCUACCAUGGGAGGACGAUGGUGGUGGAACCUGGGCAUACUCCAUCCGCCGGCGCCUGGCUGGGGAGCUCCAGGAGUUCGGGCACGCUGACCCCAAGCAUGUGGAUGACCUGGUGGCCGAGCUGGUGACCAUCCUGUGUACUGUGAUGCGGAAGAGCAGCCGGGGAGCCUGGCUGCGUCUGAUGGAGGCCAUGCGCCUGGCUGCCCCUUUCCGGCAGCUCCUCUCUGGGCGGGCAGAGCUGGCCCCUUACCUGGAGGGCCUCUACUACCAGGUCCACCUCAACCAGGCCUUAGUCUCAGACUUGGAUGUCCUGGGCACUGUGGGACAGACCUUCCCUGAGGACUGCUCUAUGCUGUGGGCCCCUCCGAGGGCCGCCUGCCUCCGGGAUCCUGCAGAACCCACCAAGAUUCUGCCGCUGAACCAAGAGCCCAUUUUUGCAGGCCUGCCCUGUCCUUUUGCCACUGACUGGGCCAUGCCCGGGAUUUCUGGCAUAUGGGAAUCAGACCCUGUGUCCGUCCAGGAGCUACAGAGACAUGUGGGGCCGGUUGGGAGUGAGGUGGCCCGAGAAGAGACUGCUGGAGCAGGCAGCCUUUCCCUCAUGGCUCUGACACUGGCCACAGAGGUGCCAACCCAUUUCCCCUGCAUGGAAGAACCCACUGCUGCUACAGAACCUUCUUUGCAGCCUGGCCAAAAAGCCUCAGGAGCGGCCCUGUUGCCGGAGGAGAAGGUGGUGAUGGAGGCAAUUCCAGGUGGACAGGUGGCACCUGGCAAGGAACCGCCCAUGACUGGUCUCCAAGCAGCUGAGGUGUUUGCCAGGAACCGCCAUUUAGGGAGGAUUAAAUUUCUAUACCUCAACAUCGCUCCCAACCGGCAUUUCAGGCCUUAUGACCUGGUGGCUGUUCCCAAGCACCUGAUCAAUCCCCAGCACUAUGUCUUCUCACCAUACGGGAUAUUGUAUGUGCACCCCAAGGAGGCCUCCGAGGCGUUCUCCCUGGGUGACUGGCAUCGGGAGGCUGUGCUGUGGCAACUGAUGCAGUUCAUACCCUUUUUCCGGCUUUUCUUGGUCCGCAAAGCCUUUGUCCGAUGGUGCUUCAAUGUCAAACACUUGCAGCGACUGAAACGGAGGGAGAAGCUGCGUCUUCAGCUGCUCCAGGCAGUGCCACACUUUGGGGCAGCUCUUCUUCAGAUUUCCAGACUGUUGCAGGAGCUGCAAUCUGUCCACUGGCUGCCCAUAAAUAAGGCCAAGUGCUACACCUUUCCUGACCUCAAACGGAGCCUGGCUCAGGAGAAGAGCAAUGCACAAAGCUUGCUCAGCCGCUUCCUUAUCCUCUGCUCUUCCAUCUUGGAGCUGGUGCGGGAUGACACAUACAAAAUGGUCCAUGGGAUGCAAAUGAAAGUGCAGAAUUAUAAACUGUACCUCCUCAAGGAGUCACUCUACUACCAGCGGAUGCAGUAUGAGGGGCUGCAGCGCCGCUUGCGGGAGGCUGAAUCUUGGUUAGGGCGGCUGGGCAUACUGGCUCUUCUGGUCAACUUCCUCAUCUGCCAGACUUUGGUGUCUGCAAUCCAAGAGGAUUCCAUGGCCUUUGUCCAUCACACCAUGAAGGCCGAUGGCACUGCUCGAAAAGCGGUCCUCCGGGUGCACCUGGUGUUCAGUGAAGACAGCCAGCUGGUGCUCUUCCCCUCCAACCAGGAGCUGGAGGACUGCCUCUUGGGGGCAGUGAAUGUGGUGAUAGAGUCAGUCCUGCAGACAACCCGGAUCCAAAUGGAGGGGCCAGAGAGCAAGGGGAGCCUAAACACCACAGCGUCCGUCACCAAGCACCAACCAGUCCAAUCAAGUGCUCUGUCCCUGUGUGGCCGGAGCCACAGCACUCUCCAGCCCUUCUCCAUAGCUGCCGAGUCGCUUGAAAGGUUGCCCACGGCCAUCUUGUGUGGGGAGGAACCCCAGCUGGUACAUCGGCUGGACUUAAAGGCUUUUGGGGGCCUAGAGGUGGUUGGCCACCGCCUGAGGGGCGAGUAUCCUUUGCUGUCCCGUGAGCAACUGGAGAAGGACUUGCACUCAGAUGGCAUCAUACGGGAGGCCCUGGCAACUCAGCAGGCUCUGCUCAAGGUUGCAUUGAGCGAGACCCAGCUGCUGUGUCGGGAGUACUCCUGGCUCAGCCAGAUCUACGACUUUGUUCACAGCUGGGGUGCCAGCCAGAUAGAAAGCAUGAAAGGCUGGCCAGCGGAGGAGUAUGUGAACCAGAUCUUGAAGCUGCGUGCGUGGGUGACCCAGGUAGAGAAUGUCCCACGUAUGGUCAUCACAUAUAACCGCCUCCUCUUUGUGGACUGCAGUGGCAUUCAUCAGGACAUCCUGCCCCUGCUAGAUUCCAUCAACAAGGACAUUUUGUCGCUCCUGCUGAGCGAGACCACAGAACGCAGUGAGGUCUUCAUUGCAGAGUUGGCUGCUGUGCUGCAGCUGUACAUGAACGUGGGCAGUGACAUCUUGACCAUUGCCAAGUGCUCCCAGAAGCUGGAGCAGUACGAGGGGCAGAUGAAGGAGUUGCAGGAAUACAUUGACUACGUGCGGGCCCUGAACGAGGUCAUACAGCAGUGCUUCCGUCCUCUCAGCCCCAGUGAAGAGAGCCUGGAAAACACACUCCUGGACACCUGGGAUGCCUUUGUGUACCAGCAGCGGGAGGUCUCCGACUUCAUUGUCUCUCGGCGCCUCAGCAUCAUUGCGGAGCUGAGCAGUUCACUCCAGAAGGCCAUCCGUGAACUGCAGGAUGUUCUCUCCAUGGUCACAGUAGGCCGUUUCCUGGACCCUGCCCAAAACCCUCGGGCUAUAGAAGAGGAGCUCCAUGCCCUCCUGCAGAACUUUCAGGCUUUGGUGUUGCGGGUGGCUGACCUCUGCCGGUCUCAGCGUAUUCUGACAGGAGACUGUAUGGAUGUGUCUUUCAUCACGGGGAAGCAGGGAGUCAUUGAGAUCCGGGCACGGAUUUGGCAGCUUUACCGCAUCAUCUCUGAACAGAUCAUGGAGUGGAAGUGUCUGGCUUUUGCCAAGUUCAGCACUGCUCUAGCCAUGGAGAAGACAGAGGAGUGGCAGAAGGAGGUGAUCAGCCUUGAACACUGCCUGUCCGACAACCACCCUGUCCUGCAGGCUUGCUUGCGGACCAUUGGCAACUUCCAGAAGUACCUUCCUUUGCUUCUGAAGCUUGGCAGCCCAUUUCUCAAGCUCAACUGCUGGAAAGAAAUCUUUGCAGUGAUGGGCAUCAAGUGCCCCCUGAACAUGCAAUUCACACUGGGCCAACUCCUCUCAUACCCACUGCUGGAGCACAGCGAUUCCAUCUUUCGGGUCUAUGCCUGUGAGAAGAGCCGCCACUUUGCCAGGGAUAAUCUUCACCGCCUUCAGAGGACCUGGACUGAGAAGCAGUUCCGCUUGGUGAAUUUCAUCCUCAAUGUGCCAUACCACGAGCCUCAGCCAGAGCGCUUCCGUCGUCCAGUGAGUGGCCGCCACCGCCCAGCCAAGCUAGAAUAUAUUUCCAAGGACAGUGGCACUUACGUCUUGUCAGACACAUCUGAGCUGAAAGCCACUGUGCAGAACAGCAUCUUGACUCUCCAGAACAUCAUCUUGUCUCCCUUCACAUCUGACCUUUUGGAGCAAGCUGAGAGCUGGGCAACCACAUUGCGUGCCUUUGAUUCCCUCCUGGAUGCCUGGGUCAAUUUCCAGCAGAAAUGGGUCUUCCUGAAUAUUGUUCUCUAUGAGAUGGACAUUAGCCUACCCAGUGCUGAGCUGGAUACCAGGUUCCAACGGGUAGAUGCCUUCUUCCGAGAAUUCAUGCAGGUGACAUGCAAUGACCCCCUGGUGCUGUCCAGUGUGAAGCUAGCACCAGGCAGGUGCCGCGACAGCCGCUUCGUGGGAAGCAGCCUACAAGCUGCAUUCACGGAGGGCUCUGGAGACCUCCUGGUCAUAAUCCGGGCCCUGGACUAUGUCUUGGAGGCAACACGGAUGGGAUUCCCCCGGCUUUUCUUCCUCAGCAAUGAGGAACUGGUUGCCCUGGUGGCCACAGCAUCAGAACCUGCAGAGGCCUCAGCUUGGUCCCAACGCUGUUUCCCUGGCGUGCGCCAGCUGCAGCUCAACAUGCCCUCUGCCACCCAGAAUCGCACCACGUUCUCUGCAGAGCUCCCAGUGGUCCAGGUGAUGGGCCUGGUUGGGGAGCAUGGUGAGACACUGAAGCUGUGCAGCAUGGUCUCCCUAAGCCGGAAGGCCACACAGUGGCUCUCUGCCCUGGAGCAGCGCAUGAAGGAGUCCCUUUUCUACCAGAUGCAGGAGUGCAUGGUCCAGCGCCUGGUCCUGCAUCCACAACUGGACGUAGCCUUUGAGCGGCACCCAGGCUCCACAGAACUGCCCCUGCAUUUGGUUGCAGAGUCUUGGGGGACACUGGGCAGCGCCUUCCCCACCCAGUGUGUGCUGCUUGCAGAGGAGGCCUUGUGGCGGGUGGCGGUGGAGGAAGCCUUGCAGAAACCUGACUGCUGGUCGGGGCUGCAGCUGAAGUUGUGCCUGAAGAUGGAGGCCCUGGCCCACUACAUCCGCAAUUACCGCAGCAUCCAUGACUGGAAUCCCAGGGAGGACCAGCUGGGGGUGCUGCUGGGCAGCCUGAUCAUUCUGACCGUCCACCAGCGGGAUGUCCUUUCCCAGCUCUUGGAAUGCAAGGCCAGCUCCCCACAGGCCUUCCAGUGGGCUGGGCAGCUAAAGUACCGCAUAGUCCUGAAUCCUGAGAGAGCCCGGUCAGCAAGGCUCCCUCCCAGAAGUCCCUGGGUGGGCAACCCGCCCGGUUGCUGGGGUGAAGUCCUUGAAAGCUGUCUCCCAUAUGACUAUGAGUUCUUGGGCCCUGGUCUCCGCCUCCUGGGGAGCUCUUGCUUGGACAGGACCCUGCUGGGGCUGCUCCUGGCCCUGGAUGAGUUCCGUUGUGGAGGCCUGCUGGGCCACCCUGACGUGGGCAAGUCCCACACAGUGCAGGGCCUGGCCCAGGCGCUAGGCCGCCAGCUGGUGGUGGUGAGCUGCACCAUCCGCAUGUCCAUCAGUUGCCUUGCUCGCCACCUCUGUGGGGCAGUGCAUGCGGGGGCAGUACUGGUGCUGGACUCAGCCGAACAGCUGGAGACAGCAGUGCUGUCCGCCUUCAGCCAGCGUCUGGUUGACCUGCAGAGGAUGUGCCUGAGCCUGCAGGCUAGCAAGAAGACUGCCCCGGGCACCUCCUCCACUGGUACCUCCCCAGCUAGCCAGGACUCAGAGAGCUCUGGAAGCUCUGAUGAGCAGCCCAUUGUGGCUAUGCCAGAGCUGGGCAUGGAUGAGGCCGAGCCCUACCAGCCACGGGUCCUGGGCAACAUCCUCUUUGGGGGGCGGCUGCUGCGGGUGCGGGAGACCUAUGGCUGCGUGGUCACCCUAGAGCACCUCCCAGAGCCCCUGCGCCUGGCUGUGCGCCCCCUGGCCCUGCUGCCCCCUAACCUCACCAGGCUUGCAGAGGUCACCCUGCUAGCAGCUGGCUUCCGAGAGGCAACACGGUUGGCAGAGAAACUCUGUACCUUUUUACGCCUGGAGGGGGAACUGGGGCCCGAUCCGCCCCGCAGCCGCCCAACGCUACUGCGGGAAGUGAUCUCGAGGGCUGUAAACAUCUUAUUCACCCCUACACCAGGGCGAACCCUUACACUGGACCGGUCCAAGCACUCAGCUCGGACUACCUUUUUCUUGGGUUUGGAUGAGGAGCCGGCUGUGGUCAAGGCCCUGUGCCUCUCUCCCUUGCUGAAUGGCCCAGAAUGCCCUCGGCUGCAGAAUGUGCGAGAGCUCUUGCAUGAGAUCUUCCCCAGUACUUCCACGCAGGCUUUGGAACCCCCGAUGCCCGCCCGGCUCCAGAGCGCCCUGGUGGCCCAGCUGCAUGAAGACAAGAUACACCCUGACCCACAACUCCUGAGAUUUGCUGGUCUGCUCUCCCAGGCCCUGCAGGGUACCACAAGUGUGGUCCUCCUAGGGCCCUCAGGCGGGGGCAAAACCACUGCCUGGCGCACCCUGGCCAAGGCACAAAGCAGGCUGGCAGCUAGUGAUGCCACACAUGGGGUGUCACCAGGAUCUGGCACACAACCAGGGGGCGGCACACACCUGGACACGCUAUUCCGGCCUAUCAGCACAGUCUGCCUGUGGCCCAACGGCCUGAGUGUGGUGGAGCUCAUGGGCAGCCUGGAAGGCAGCAUGUGGCAAGAUGGAGUCCUGUCUCGGCUCCUGCAAAGGGCAGCCAAUUCAGCCUUGGUCAGCGAGACAGAUGUGGGUGGCACCCAGCAGUGGCUGGUGCUGGAUGGAGCAGCCUGUGCCGACUGGUUGGAACCCAUCUCCUCUCUCUUCAGCACCAGGCCCUCCCUCACCUUGCCCAAUGGACAGCGGCUGCAGAUCCAUGAGAAUGUCAAAUUCCUCUUUGAGAUGCAGGAUGCUUCUGGGAUGCCUCCCUCUGUCUGCACCCAUUGUACCCUGCUGCACUGUGUGGGUGCCAACCUCUGGCAAUCACUGCUGUCAUCAGCUCUUCUCCCUGUGUACCGCAAGUACAGCCUGACUCAGGAGAGUUUGACUAUGCUGCAGGACCUGGCAGAGGAGCUCUUCCCACCCACCUUGGCCUUUCUGCAGGAGCACUGCUGUUCCGUUCUUUUGCCCCACAGCCACCCACAGAACCCAGUGGUAGAAGGAGCUCAGGAAACCAUGACCUUUGUCCGGAUACUCCAUGCACUGCUUGAGCGGUACAUGCGACGAGACAAGAUCAAGCUGCUUGCUGCUGUCCAGGAGCCCACAGAAGCCAAGACAAGCCCAUAUCUCAUUCACUCUGGCUCCACCUCUGGUUACCGCAGCUUGGAUGACAGCGUCCCUGCCCAUCACCACCUGCUUAUCCAGAGCAUCUUUGUCUUUGCCUACAUCUGGGGCUUUGGAGGCCACCUCCAUCCCAGGCACUGGCCUUUCUUUGACCGCUUUGUCCGCCGAGCUCUGCUCAACAGCCGCUUCUCCAUAGAGCUCCCUACUACAGAUUCCAUUUUUGACCUCUGCCCCGUGGCAGAGAGUGGCCACCUGAACUCCUUCAAUGGAGCCUUCCUGUCCAACCGGGUCAAGAUCAUCCCUGGGAGCUUCUCAGUACUGCCACAGUAUGAGCGGGUGCUUUUCGUGGUGGACCUGCUGCUGGGCACUGAGCAGGCAGUCCUCUUGGUCGGGGAGCCUGGCUGUGGGAAGUCGUCUUUUGCCGAGAUGCUGGUGCAGCCCAAUUUCCUCUACCACCGGGUGCGUGUCACGCCAGCCCUCAGGGCAGCUCACCUGCGCCAGCUGCUGCACAGGAAGUCUCUCAGCACGGUGCGGGACAAGGGCCAUUUCCCCAUCGGCAAACCUACAAGGGGCACAGCUGCCAAGGGGUGCUGCCUCUUCUUGGUGGAGGACCUACACAUGGCCUUUGUGGACCCUGCCCAUGGUUCCAGCCCUGUGAUGGAAACCCUGCGCCAGGCUCUGACUCACCAACAGUUCUAUCAUGCUGAGACUCUGGAGCUGCAGAACUUUCCAGGCACAGGCUUCAACUGCUUUGGCACCCUUUCAGUGCCUGUGACUGGGGCACGACCCCUUUGCCCUCGCUUUGGCCGGCUGUUCAGCACGGUGGUGCUGCCAACAGUGACCAGGGAGUCUCUGCUCCACAUGCACACGGGCACCAUCCUCUCCUGGCUGGAGAAGUUUCCCCUGCUGACCCGGCACAAUGACUUAGCUUCAGCCAUAGUUAGGGCCACCAUUGACACCUAUGAAGCUGUCAAGAGUCAGUUCCAGUCCUCUCCUGCCUGCUGCAUUUUCCAGUUCUCCUUGCAUGACAUCCAGAAGGUGAUCAAGGGGAUGCUGUUGCUGCGGCCCCGUCCAGGCAUUCACCUCACUAGCCCCCUGGAUGACCACAGCUACCGUACAGCAGCCAGCCGGCGUGCCUCUGGUUUGGGCAGGAUGCCCACAGGGGCAGGCUACACCACAGUCCUCAGCAUUCGGCUGAUUGUCCGCCUCUGGAUACAUGAGAGCCUGCGUGUUUUCUGUGACCCACUGCGUGGUGAGCACCAGCGUGAGUUGUGUGGGCAGAUGCUGAUGGAGACGGCCAAAUCCACCUUCUGUGCCAAGCGUACCAUCAUGCGUAUGGUGCCCUCCUGCUGUGCCCAGCUCACCGCUCAGACCAGUGUUGCUUCCCAGUCUCUCAGCACCUAUGAUGCUACAGAAGAAGUGCCCAAUCAGGAGGACCUCUUGCUGAGCACCCAUGUCGAGCCAAGCUUCACCAGGAAUUUCACCCAUCUUGAUCCCUGGGACCCUGUGGAGCAGGCACCCCCUCUUGCACUCGACCCCCCAGUGCCAGCCCCAUGGGAAGAGCCCCUCCUAGAGGAGCUGCCAGAAAGUGAAGCUCUUGAUGUAGUACCUGAGGAAUUGGAGGCUGGGAAGAAGAAGGAUGGUGCCCUGGAUAGGGCAAUGCCGGAUUCUCUGCGGUCAUAUGAGAGCCAUGCCACUUCUCGCCGUCCCUCCUAUGCACGGCUGAGACGCCGUCCCUCCUCCAGGAAGGAGAACCUUGGCCCAAUGCUGCCUGCACACCUCCUGCUGUUACAGGGCGAGUCCCUGAGGGAGAUUGUCUUCAGCAAAGACCUGGGCCCUGAUGCCUAUAGCCCUACCGCCCACAACCCCUACCAGGAGAAGCCCUGGAAGGUCUUGGAGGGUCAGCUGGUCCCCACCUUGUCCUCAGACUUCUUGCUGUGCACAGAGGGACUGAGGCAGGUGGUACACCUGAGCCGCCUCCUCUGUGGCCCUGACAGGCACGGGGCCCUUGUCUCCUUCAGCCGAUGCACGGGCCGGCAGACGCUGGUGGCUGUGCUGGCCCGUGUCACCGCCUCCCUGCGCGUGGAGCUGCCGGCCAAAGCAGAUGAAGCGGAGUCUGUGGCACUCUUGCGGUUGGCAAGCUGGCACGCAGGAAUCAAGGGAGAUCGGGUGCUGCUGGUGGUGCACCCGGGAGUGCGGAUGCCCAGCUUGCAUCUGGUCAUGACGCUGAUGGCAGAGGGGACGUGCCCAGGACUUUACAGCCCCGAUGACUCCAUGUCCAUCAUACAAGCCCUGCUGCAGGAGAACCCCGCCAUCAAGCGCACCAUGCGGGAUGACCUCAUUCUCCAGAAGUUCUUCCAUUUUGUGCGCUCUAACUUGCAUGUGCUGCUGCUCCUGGGGGGUCCCCCAGGUACCUUGGCCCUGUCCCCUCUGAUGGCCACAGCCCUGUCCCAGUUGCUCUGCAGCAUCGAAAUCUACCAGCCCUGGAGUUACACAUCCCUAGUGGAGGUGUCCUCCAAGCACAUCCGGCACCACCUCAAGCACACCACAAGGCUCACUCGAGAAAUGUCCCCUCUGUAUACCCUCAAGGACCUGCGGCAUCACUUGGCCAGCGUCACUGCUCUGAUCCACUCCUCUGCUGUUGCCCAUGCCACUUUCCUUGGUGCCCACCUUCCCCUUAUCAACCCAAAGAGUUUUCUGGACUUUCUGGACAUUUUCAUAGUACUGUUGGAUUCCUUGCAAGAGCGAAAUAGCAAGCAAACAGAAAGGAUGAAGCUGGCAUUAGUCAAGAUGGGCGAAGUGACCAAGAAACAGCAAGAGCACACGCGGGAUGUCCGUUUCUUGCAGCAGAAACUGAUCAAGAUGAAAGAGCAAGUGGCGCAGAGCCAGCGGGAAAUGAAGGAGCAGGAGGUACUGAGGCAGCAGGAGAAGGAGUGCCAGAUGUACGAGGCCCACAUUGACACCCUCACAAGGCGGAGCGGAUGACUUGGAGAAGAAAGGGAGGUGGCCAUGAAGAAGGUGAGCAGAGACUACAAGGCUGCCCUGGCUCGGCUGCAUGUGCAAGACAUUGAGGAGCUGCGCAGCUACCGCCAGCCCCCGGACCUUGUGAUCAAGGUGACCGACUUGCUCUGCAUGAUGUUUGACCAUGAGCCAGGCUGGGAGAACGCCAAGCUGCUCCUCAACCAGGAAGAUUUCUAUGAGGAGCUGAUCUUCUACCCAAAGGAGGAUCUCCCCACAAAGCUCUUCACCGAACUGGGCAAGGUAGUGUCUGACAAGGAUUUCUCUGUAGCCUCCAUCCAGAAAGCCAGCCAAGCCGCAGCAUCCCUCUGCCAGUGGAUCUCUGCAGUCUACUGGUUCCACUGGGCACUGCGCGAGUGGCAGCCUGCUGCACUGCAGUUGCAGCACUGCGAUGCUCAAAUCAACACAGAAAAAUUGUGCCUGGGUGACCGGCGUAUGCACGCAGAAAGCUUGAAGGAAGCCACUGAGGCUCGGAUCCGGGAGCUGAAGCAGAAGCAGGAGCGGCAGGAGAAGCUGCUGCAGCAGCUCACACAGUCCUUGCAAGCCAAAGAGGAAGCCACCACAGUAGAGAGCUCUGUGGCGGAGCACAUGGCCAACUGGAGCACACUUGCCAAGGGCCUGGAGCGUUGCCACAUCACUGUGUAUGGUGAUGCGCUGCUCUGUGCAGCUGUCCUCUCAUACCUGGGCCCCUUCCCUCCGACCCGACGAGAGGAGCUGCUGGAGAAGUGGCAGGCACUGUGUGCUGGCUCCCAGGUCCCCUUGGGCCCAGACGACAUCCGCCGGAUCCUGCAGAAGAACCUGCCUUGCCCUGGUUCGGCCUCCAUCGGCCCCCCACUGGUGGCAGUCCAAAGUCCACUGGACCUGGUCUCCCUCCUCAGCUCGCCUCAGGAGCAGCGCCUCUGGGAUCGGGUUCACAAGCCCAAGGAUUCUGAGAGCCGGCUCACAGCCAUGAUCCUAUGUUCCAGCAUUCACUCACAGGCCCACCGGUGGCCUCUCUUGGUGGACCCUGACAGGCAAGCCCAGCUCUGGCUCCUCUCAUCUCCUGCUUUAGAAGAGGAGGAAUCGGAGACCUGUGUCCUUUCGGAGCUCGUGCCAGAUAUGGUGGAGCAAGGUGGCUGGGACGAGAUCCCAGAAGACAAGCUGGAAAUCCUGUCGCUCACAGACCCUGACCUGGAAAAGAAUCUCAGGAAUGCUGUCAGCCUUAACUUGCCAGUACUGCUGCUGAACUUUGAGAAGAAUGUUCCUUGGUGCCCGACUCUCCGGCAGCUGAUGGAUAAGGAGUCCUUCCGAGGAGCCGAAGGCAAGGUCCUUCUCACCAAGUCUGAGAAGGGGGAUGAAGAGGAGGAAGAGGAGGUGCUGGUGCAACCCUCUUUCCAGCUGUACCUGUGCACCGAGCUGCCUCUCGAAGCUUUGGGUGCAGAGGUGGACCAGAUGCUCCUGAAGAGCUUGAACGUGAUUGAUCUCAGCCUCAGCCCAAAGGCACUGGAGGACCUCCUGCUGGGAGAGGUGUUGCGGGCUGAACGCAGAGAGAUCCUGAAGACCCGGCAGGCCUUGCACCUGGCCGUCCUCCACCUGGAUGGCAAGCUAGAGGCCACAGAGGAGGAGCUCUUGGAUUUGAUCUCACAGCCCCAGCGCUCCCUUUUGGAGGAGGAGAACUUCAUGCCCAUGGUGCGGCUCCUGCAAACUCAGAUCCAGGCCCUUCAGGCCACUCGCCAGCACAUGGUCUCCCAAUACCAGGAACAAGCUGACCUGUGUGACAAGUACCGGCGGGUGGCCCGCGUUGGCACAGCCCUCCAUGGGGCACUCAAGCAGGUGGCCCGCCUCCACCCGCUCUACCGCUUCCCCACAAUGGUUUGCGUGGACCGUGUGCGCCAGGCCCUCCUCUCUGCCAAGCGCCAGCAAGACACCAGCAAGCAGGAGACACUGGAGGCGCGGCUGCUGGAGCUGAGCAAGUAUGUCCUCCAGCAGUUGCUGACUCAGGCCCUGCCUGGCCUGCGGGAGAUGGACCGCCUCCUCUACAUCUUCCUGGGGGCAUUGGCCACCCUGCCUGGAGCCGGGGCCAAAGCUGUCAGCUCUCUGGAGUGGCUGGCUUUCUGUGGAGGUCUGCGGGAGCCAGCCACCAUGUCCCUGCUUCUGCUGAAUGAGGAGAGGGCCCAUGAAGGGAUACCGCGCCCCAGCUGGGUGCCUGCCGAGGCCUGGGAGGAGUGUCGGGCACUGGAGCAGCUGCCAGGCUUCCGAGGUCUGCUGGCUUCCCUGGCUGGGCAGGUGGAACAGUGGCAGGAAUACUUCCGCCUGCCCUCCACUGUGGUCGGCCCUGCCUUGUGCCCCAGCCAUACCCACCUCAGCCCCUUCCAGCGUGCCAUCCUGUGGCGUGUGCUGUGCCCCGAGGCCAUGAGCCGAGUGCUGGCAGACCUCACCACCUGCUUGCUGGGCUGGUCCAUGACAGAAGAGAUGGUGGCCGCCAACCCUUACGCAUACAGCCGGGCCAACAAGCCCAUCAUCUUCCUCACCCCCCCAGCCGGAUCGGCUGCCUCCUUCACCGUGCCCCUUCUCUGGAUCCACCAGAUGGCUGCUCACCGGAAACGGGCGGGAAAGAUUGUUGUCAUCUCCUUUGGCACCCCCGAUGCUUCCCGGCGCGUGUGGCGGACGCUCCCUGUUUGCACCAAGAAAGGCAAGUGGCUGGUCCUGAACAACUGCCACCUCCAGGAGCACUGGGACCCGGAUGUGCUCCUGCAGUUGGAUCACCUGCUGAACAUGCAAGCAGGUGAGACCGAGGGCCGAACUCUUGAAGUCAAUUCCAAGUUUCGCCUCUGGCUCAUCACAGCAGCUGACGCCCCUGAGUCAGUGCCAGGGCUUGUCCACCGCAAUGCCACCAUCUUUUUCUGUGAGGUGCCUCUGGAAUUCAAGGGCAUUCUGAUGCGGGCUCACCAGUGGCUGCAGGGACAGGUGCAUGGCCUGGACACAGAGAAGCGCCUCCCACUCCUCGUCCUCUACGCUGUCCUGCUGUACCGGCAGAUCUACGCCCCCUGGACCCAAGCUGCCCUUUAUCUCUGGAGCCACUGGGAAGUGGCCGAGGGAUUCCAGAUCCAAGAGAAGCUGAAUCAUCUGGCAAACAGCCCCCCAGAAGCCCUGCAGGAACUGGCAGGGAGCAUGCUCUAUGGGGGAUACGUCCUGGACAGCGGUGACGCUCAGGCUGUGGAGAGUCUGUGCCAACAAUGCCUCAAGGCCACUGCCCGCCUGCAACCAGGUUGCGGCCCCCAAAAGAUCUUGGAUCUUGUAAUCGGCUCCCCUGGCUCAGGGCUCUCAGAAGAGGAGGCAGCCGCCGCCACACAGGCCCGGAUUGCGCAGCUGCCCAGCCCCAUGGAGCCCACCUGGGUGGGUCUAUGCAGUGGGCUGCAGCAGAAGAUGCUGUUGGGCCGCAGCCAGGCCUUGCUUUCGGCACUGCGGGCAUCCCAGGGCCUUUGGCAACCCCGAGGACCCCCUCUCCAGCAGCAGGAGGAGCAGCAGGAGGCCCUGGCGCAGAUGGUGCGCAAGGGCCUGCAGGUGGUGGAUGAGCUGCAAGGGCGGCUGGAACGCUGCGGCUGGGAGGUGGGGGUCCGGGGGGGUCCUCCCGAAGGGCAUUCCCGCCCCAAGCCCCGCCCAAUGCAGCGCUUCCUCUUGGAGGAGGGGGGGACCUUACUGGCCCUCCUGAAGCAGGUGGGCCGGGACCUGCGCUGUGUGGAGGAGCGCCUGCAAGGGGCGCCCUGCUCCUCCUGCCGCUGUGGAGCCAUCUUCCAGGAGCUGUUGUGGGGGCGGAUGCCCAGCCCUUGGCUGCCCUAUGUGCCUACUGGGCCCCAGGCCCCCCAGAUCUGGUUGGAGACGCUGCGGCAGCGCUGCCGUUUGCUCUGUGGCUACAUAGGCUCCAUUGGGGGUCAGUUGGUGGCCCACUACCAGCUAGCUGCCUUUCAUCGGCCCCGGCGCCUCUUCUUGGCUCUGCUACAGGAGAGAGCCCGAGCUGAGAAGCAAGAGGUGGAUGCCUACCACCUGGACCAGAAGAUUUUGCCCGGCAUACUUCCCCCCAGUGAAGCCCCUGAGAAGGGCCUCUACCUGAGUGGCCUGGAAGUCCACCAUGCCAUGUGGAAUAGCCGCACUGGGCAGCUCCAGGAGACCCUCUCUGCUCAGCCCUGCCGGCUGCCCACCAUCUGGGUCCAAGCCAGCCGGCAGCCCUCGAUAAACACUGCUGACCUGCCCACCUAUCAGUGCCCUGUAUACCUGGGGGCACCCCAGACGCCUGUGCCCCUCAGUAGCCGCCACAUCAUCAUGCAUGUGGCCUUGCCAUGCAAAAUGGCCCUGGAACUGUGUGCCCAGCGGCGGGUGUAUGCCAUCAGCCUCUUACAGUGAGAGCCCUGUAGACAGAAGCUGGAAGAGCCAAUGUUGCUGUUGUUACUGUAGUUAAUAGUAAAAUUGGUAGUGGCAAGGAGAGAGGGGAUGUCCGUUAUCCCUCCUUCAGCCUCCAUUGUUCAAGGACUCCCCUCUACCCCCCCCCCCAUG